This is a messenger RNA of Pieris macdunnoughi, 1533 nucleotides long. Lineage: Eukaryota; Metazoa; Arthropoda; Insecta; Lepidoptera; Pieridae. The record is from the annotation of a GenBank genome assembly.
AUGUCGGAAAUUAAAGAAAAUGGAACCCACAGCCAAUAUGAUUCUAGCGUUUUGUUGCGGACAUGUGAGAAAGAAGUAACAGAGCCUUUGGAAGGAAGUAUAAUAGGAGAAAUUCCUUCCUGGAUUCGCGGAAGUCUCCUGAGAAAUGGACCAGGCCUUUUAAAAGUUGGAAAAUAUGAAUAUCAACAUAUAUUCGAUGGAUCGGCACUUUUACAUAGAUUUGCGAUAUUCGAUGGCCAAGUCACUUACCAAUGUAAGUUCUUAUUAUCGAACACGUAUAAGAAAAACCAGAUUGCGAAUCGUAUUGUAGUCACAGAAUUCGGUACGAGCGCGGUACCGGAUCCUUGCCAGACUAUUUUUGACAAAAUCUCAUCAGUAUUUGACCCAGCCAACCACACGACGGACAAUGCUGUGAUAUCUAUUUAUCCGUUUGGUGACGAAAUAUACGCACUCACGGAAGUGCCUUUACUUUAUAGAAUAGACCCUGUGACGUUAGAGACGAUGGAUAGACGAAAUCUGAUGGAUUCAGUUGUUAUCACACAUACUGCGCACCCGCAUAUCGCUAAUAAUGGGGAUGUAUACAACGUUGGUAUGCAGAUUGUGAAAGGCAGAAUAAAAAAUUUAAUAGUAAAAUUUCCAUAUAAGGAAAAAGGAGACAUGUUUGAGUCAGCAGAAAUUCUGGGAACGGUCACCACUCGAUGGUACAUUCAUCCCUGUUACAUGCAUUCAUUCGGAAUGUCGGAAAAUUACUUUGUUCUGAUCGAGCAACCCUUGGCAUUAUCAAUAUCGAAAUACUUAAAGUGUCAGAUGAAUGGAGAAGCUUAUGUGUCUGCACUAAACUGGUAUUCCGAAUAUGAGACCCAUAUCAUAACAGUCAGUCGUAUUGACGGAACAGUGAAACGGUAUAGAACAGCGACUGUCUUCUUCCUUCACGUGGUUAACUGCUUCGAACGAGAUGGGGAGUUGUUGCUUGACAUGUGUACAUACCAGGAUGCUAAGAUCAUUGAUGCUAUGUUUGUAGAUGCGAUUAAGGCAAGCCACAGCAACCUGGACUAUGCCAAGUGGUGUUCUACGAGGCCAAGGAGAUUUCACAUUCCCUUAAAUGCCCCAGAGAUGACCCUUGUGCAUUCAGAGAAUAUUGUUGACAUUGGCGUUGAGAUGCCCAGGAUUAACUAUGAGUUAUAUAAUGGCCGGCCGUAUAAUUAUUUUUAUGGAAAUAUAUCAGAUGUUUCAAGGGAGGAUGCUGGGGCGGUCGUGAAAGUAAAUAUUAGUACAGGGGAAGUAUUAACAUGGAAAGAAAGGUAUAGUUACCCGAGUGAACCCGUUUUCAUACCUCGACCUGGUGCUGUCGACGAAGACGACGGAGUGAUCUUAUCUGCCGUCUUAUGGAGUAACGAUGAAAACGCAGUUGAUCUACUUGUCCUGGACGCUCGGACUUUCAAGGAGUUGGGACGUGCGAGAUUCCGAACACCAACACCUGCACCCAAGUGCCUGCAUGGAUGGUUCUUAUCGGACAGUAAAAUCACUACUUAA